Molecule: messenger RNA, 9080 nt
Organism: Otolemur garnettii (small-eared galago)
Lineage: Eukaryota; Metazoa; Chordata; Mammalia; Primates; Galagidae
Gene: ABCA12
Product: ATP binding cassette subfamily A member 12
Exons: 53
Coding region: 220-8004 (2594 amino acids)
Biological process (GO): transmembrane transport; lipid transport
Cellular component (GO): intracellular membrane-bounded organelle; membrane
Molecular function (GO): ATP hydrolysis activity; ABC-type transporter activity; ATP binding
Source: RefSeq, a predicted model, not a curated record
AGAGUUGGUUGAGAAGUGCUUCUUGGCUAACAAUUAAGCACAAGGGAAAAUCCAGCAGAAAUAGAAGAACUGUGGGUUUUUCACCCCAAACUCCAAAGAAGCUAUGCCCUGAAAAACCUACGGACCCACAGACACGCCGCAAGUUGGACGGGGCAUCAAUUCUUCCUUUGAGGAAUAGAGAAAAAAAGGAAGAAGCCUGUCAUUCAGAGUGUUUGAAGGAUGGCCUCCCAGUUCCACCAGCUUCGGAUCCUGGUUUGGAAAAAUUGGCUGGGUGUCAAAAGGCAACCGCUUUGGACACUUGUCUUGAUCCUAUGGCCAGUCAUUAUUUUCAUAAUUUUGGCUAUCACUCGGACCAAAUUUCCUCCAACAGCAAAACCAACUUGUUAUCUCGCACCUCGAAACCUUCCCAGCACUGGAUUCUUCCCGUUCCUGCAAACCUUACUCUGUGACACAGACUCGAAAUGCAAAGACACACCGUAUGGGCCACAAGAUAUGCUUCGAAGGAAAGGCUUCAGUUACUCACUGUUUGAUGACAGUGAACUUCUGAGAAAGUCAUCUAACUUGGAGGACAGCAAUUUAUCACUCCAGAGCACCCAAGCUCCAGAAAGAAGGCAUGCCUCACUGGCCACAGUAUUUCCCAGUCCAAGUCCUGAUUGGGAAAGUAUUGGAAGAGAUAUUUUCAAUGGCACUCAAGUGCUUGCACGAAUCCUUGGAUUGGAAAAGCUAUUAGAGCAAAAUUCAACUUCAGAAGAUAUACGAAGAGAGCUGUGUGAGAGCCAUCCCGGGUACGUCGCAGACUACGCCUUCUCUUGGACCACUCUAGGAAAAAAUGUUUUAAACAAAUUCUGCCUUUCCAACAUGACUCUUCUAGAGUCUUCUCUCCAAGAACUAAAAAAGCAGUUCUCUCAGAUAUCAAGUGACCCCAACAAUCAGAAGAUAGUGUUUCAAGAAAUGGUCAGAGCGUUGUCCUUCUUCUCCCAAGUGCAAGAGCAGCGAGCUGUGUGGCAGCUUCUCUCCAGCUUUCCAGAUGUGUUUCAGAAUAAUGUAUCACUAAGCAAUCUAUUUGAUGUUCUUCGAAAGGCAAACAGUGCGCUGCUGGUGGUACAGAAGGUUUAUCCACGUGUCGCAACUAACGAAGGUUUCAGAACCCUCCAGAAGUCUGUUAAACAUCUGCUGUACACUCUGGACUCCCCAGCUCCAGGUGACUCUGGUAAUAUAACGCACAUGUGGAGCGAGGAUGAUGGACAGAUACUUUCUCCAGGCAGUCUGGCUGCACAGCUCCUAAUCCUGGAAAACUUUGAAGACGCCCUCUUAAAUAUAUCAGCAAACAGUCCUUAUGUUCCUUACUUGGCCUGUGUGAGAAAUGUGACUGACCACCUGGCCACAGGGUCACAAGAAAAUAUAAGACUCCUUCAGUCCACAAUUCGAUUUAAAAAAUCUUUUCUUCGAAAUGGUUCCUAUGAGGAUUACUUCCCUCCGGUUGCUGAAGUCUUAAAAUCAAAACUGUCUCAACUUCGAAACUUGACCGAACUUCUUUGCGAAUCUGAAACUUUCACUGUGAUGGAGAAAACAUGCCAUCUUUCCAAUCUGAGCUUUGGGAGCCUGUGUGAAAACGGUGCCUUUGAUCUGCAGCUCCUCGAAGCAGCAGAGCUGGGCACUGAAAUAGCAACCAGCUUCCUCUACCAUGACAAUGUCAUAUCUAAGAAACUGACAGAUUUACUGACUGGGGAUCCAAGCAAAAUCAAUUUAAAUAUGGAUUGGUUUCUUGAACAGACCCUGCAGAUGAAAGCCUUGGAAAAUAUCACACAGUUAAUACCAACCGUAGAAGCCAUGCUGCAUGUCAAUAACAGUGAAGAUGCUUCUGCCAAACCAGGUCAGUUAAUAGAAAUGUUUAAAAAUGUUGACGAGCUGAAAGCAGAACUGAGGAGAACAACAGGAAUGUCCAACAGCAGUAUUGACAAGUUGCUGGCCCUUCCCAUCCCUGAUAACAGAGCCAAGAUUGUUUCUCGGGUGUUCUGGUUGCAUUCUUGCGAUGUUAAUGCUACCAAUCCCGAACUAGAAGAUGCAGUGAAGGAAUUCUGCAGCCUGCCUUUUGCAGAAAGAUCACAUCAGUCUUACCUCAUCGGACUCACUUUUCUGCACUACUUAGACGUUUAUAACUUCACAUACAAGGUGUUUUUCCCUAGGAAAGAUCAAAAGCCAGUAGAAAAGAUGAUAGAACUCUUCAUGAGACUGAAGGAGAUUCUCAAUCAGAUGGCUUCGGGCACACAUCCGCUGCUAGACAAGAUGAGAUCCCUGAAACAAAUGCAGCUGCCCAGAAGUGUUCCAUUAACACAGGCAAUGUACAGAGGUGACCGAAUGAACACCCCCCAGGGAUCAUUUAGAACCAUUUCCCAAGCAUUGUGUUCCCAAGGAAUCACCACGGAAUAUUUAAUUGCCAUGCUACCCUCUUCCCAGAAGCCAAAGGGAAACCACACCAAGGAUUUUCUGACUUACAACUUAAGCAAACAGCAAAUCGCUUCAAAAUAUGGAAUUCCCCUGGAUACCACACCAUUUUGCUUCUCUCUUUACAAAGACAUCAUUAACAUGCCUGCGGGACCUGUGAUUUGGGCUUUCUUGAAACCGAUGCUGCUGGGAAGGAUUUUAUAUGCACCAUACAACCCGGCUACAAAGGCAAUAAUGGAAAAGUCCAAUGUAACGCUAAGGCAGCUGGCGGAAUUAAGAGAAAAAUCUCAAGAGUGGAUGGAUAAGUCACCACUUUUCAUGAAUUCCUUCCACCUGUUAAACCAGGCAAUUCCAGUGCUCCAGAAUACUCUAAGGAACCCCUUUGUGCAAGUUUUUAUAAAAUUCUCCGUGGGACUUGAUGCUGUUGAACUGUUGAAACAGAUAGACGAACUCGAUGCUUUACGGACAAAAUUAGAGAACAACAUUGACAUCAUUGAUCAGCUGAACACACUAUCUUCCCUGACAGUAAAUAUUUCCUCUUGUGUAUUAUAUGACCGUAUUCAGGCAGCAAAAACCAUAGAUGAAAUGGAGAGAGAAGCCAAAAGGCUCUACAAAAGCAAUGAACUCUUUGGAAGUGUUAUUUUUAAGCUUCCUUCUAACAGAAGUUGGCACAGAGGCUAUGACUCUGAAAAUGUCUUUCUGCCUCCUGUCGUAAGAUACACCAUCCGCAUGAGUCUCAAGACUGCGCAGACCACAAGAAGCUUAAGAACCAAGAUUUGGGCCCCAGGGCCUCACAAUUCUCCAUCACACAACCAGAUCUAUGGCAGGGCUUUUAUUUAUUUACAGGAUAGUAUUGAAAGAGCAAUUGUGGAAUUGCAAACUGGAAGAAACUCACAGGAAAUAGCAGUCCAGGUCCAAGCAAUUCCUUAUCCCUGCUUCAUGAAAGACAACUUCCUAACCAGUGUCUCUUAUUCUCUUCCCAUCGUGCUGAUGGUUGCCUGGGUUGUGUUCAUAGCUGCUUUUGUAAAAAAGCUUGUUUAUGAGAAAGACCUCCGGCUUCAUGAGUACAUGAAGAUGAUGGGUGUGAACUCCUGUAGCCACUUUUUUGCCUGGCUUAUCGAGAGUGUUGGAUUUUUACUAAUUACCAUUGUGAUCCUCAUCAUUAUACUCAAGUUUGGCAAUAUUCUUCCCAAAACAAACGGGUUCAUUUUGUUCCUGUACUUUUCGGACUACAGUUUCUCAGUCAUUGCCAUGAGCUAUCUCAUCAGUGUCUUCUUCAACAACACCAACAUUGCCGCUCUCAUCGGAAGCCUCAUCUACAUCAUUGCCUUCUUUCCGUUUAUUGUUCUGGUCACAGUUGAAAAUGAGUUGAACUAUGUCAUAAAAGUGUUCAUGAGCCUGCUGUCCCCAACCGCAUUCAGUUAUGCAAGCCAGUACAUUGCACAAUAUGAAGAACAGGGCAUCGGUCUUCAGUGGGAGAAUAUGUACAGCUCCCCAGUUCAGGAUGACACCACCUCGUUUGGCUGGCUGUGCUGCCUAAUCCUAGCUGACUCGUUCAUUUAUUUCCUUGUUGCUUGGUACGUCAGGAACGUUUUCCCAGGGACAUAUGGGAUGGCAGCUCCAUGGUACUUUCCAAUCCUUCCAUCCUACUGGAAGGAGCGGUUUGGGUGUGCCGAGGUGAAGCCUGAGAAGAGCAAUGGCCUCAUGUUUACGAACAUCAUGAUGCAGAGCACCAACCCAUCUGCCAGUCCUGAGCACAUGUUCCCUUCCAACAUUGAGCCUGAGCCUAAAGAUCUCACAGUCGGAGUCGCCCUGCAUGGGGUUACAAAGAUCUAUGGCUCAAAAGUUGCUGUUGAUAACCUCAAUCUGAACUUUUAUGAAGGGCAUAUUACCUCAUUGCUGGGGCCCAAUGGAGCCGGCAAAACUACUACCAUUUCCAUGUUGACUGGGCUAUUUGGGACUUCAGCAGGCACCAUCUUUGUGUAUGGGAAAGACAUCAAAACAGACCUGCACACGGUGCGGAAGAACAUGGGGGUCUGCAUGCAGCACGACGUCUUGUUCAGUUACCUCACCACCAAGGAGCACCUGCUCUUAUAUGGGUCCAUCAAGGUUCCUCACUGGACUAAGAAGCAGCUCCAUGAGGAAGUAAAAAGAACUUUAAAAGAUACAGGACUGUAUAGCCAUCGCCAUAAGAGAGUUGGAACAUUGUCGGGAGGAAUGAAGAGGAAGUUGUCUAUAUCCAUAGCACUCAUCGGCGGAUCAAGGGUAGUCAUUCUGGAUGAACCAUCCACUGGUGUUGACCCAUGUUCUCGCCGAAGCAUAUGGGAUGUUAUAUGCAAGAACAAAACUGCAAGGACAAUCAUUCUGUCGACGCACCACUUGGACGAGGCAGAAGUGCUGAGUGACCGCAUCGCCUUCCUGGAGCAGGGCGGGCUCCGGUGCUGCGGGUCCCCGUUUUACCUCAAGGAAACAUUUGGGGAUGGGUAUCACCUCACGCUGACCAAGAAGAAGCGUCCAAAUCUAAAUGCAAAUAUGGUAUGUGACACCAUGGCUGUGACAGCAAUGAUCCGAUCGCACCUCCCUGAAGCCUACCUCAAAGAGGAUAUUGGCGGAGAGCUUGUUUAUGUGCUCCCUCCAUUUAACACCAAAGUCUCAGGAGCCUACCUCUCACUCCUACGAGCACUGGACACUGGCAUGGGUGACCUCAACAUCGGGUGCUACGGCAUCUCAGACACCACCGUGGAAGAGGUCUUUCUAAACUUGACAAAGGAGUCACAACAUAACAGUAACAUGAGUCUUGAGUACUUAACACAGAAGAAAAUUGGAAAUUCCAGUACCAAUGGCAUCUCAACCCCUGACGAUUUAUCUGUGAGCAGCAGCAAUUUCACAGACAGAGACGACAAAAUCCUGACAAGAGGAGAGCGGUUGGAUGGUUUGGGGCUGUUACUGAAGAAGAUACUGGCCAUACUCAUCAAGAGAUUCCACCACACCCGCAGGAACUGGAAAGGCUUCAUUGCCCAGGUGAUCCUCCCCAUCGUCUUUGUGACCACGGCCAUGGGCCUUGGCACGUUAAGAGAUUCCAGCAACAGUUAUCCAGAGAUCGAGAUCUCCCCCUCUCUUUAUGGCACCGCCGAACAGACAGCCUUCUAUGCGAAUUCUCAUCCAAACACAAAGUCACUGGUCUCAGCAAUGUGGAACUUCCCCGGCAUUGACAACGUGUGUCUGAACACCAGUAAUCCACUGUGUUUAAAGAAAGGCAGUCUGGGAAAAUGGAACACCAGUGGAGAACCUAUCACUAAUUUUGGUGUUUGUUCCUGCUCAGAAAAUGUCCAGGAAUGCCCUAAAUUUAGCUAUUCCCCACCUCAUAGAAGAACUUACUCCUCCCAAGUAAUUUAUAACCUCACAGGACACCGUUUGGAAAAUUAUCUUAUAUCGACUGCUAACGAGUUUGUCCAAAAAAGAUAUGGAGGUUGGAGUUUUGGGCUGCCUUUGACUAAAGACCUUCAGUUUGAUAUAACACCGAUUCCUGCCAACAGAACACUUGCCAAGGUAUGGUAUGACCCAGAAGGCUAUCAUUCCCUUCCAGCUUACCUCAACAGCCUGAAUAAUUUCCUCCUGCGAGUUAACAUGUCCACAGAGGAUGCCGCCCGACACGGCAUCAUCAUGUACAGCCACCCGUACCCAGGAGUGCAAGACCAAGAACAAGCCACAAUCAGCAGUUUAAUCGAUAUUUUAGUGGCACUGUCCAUCCUGAUGGGCUACUCUGUCACCACCGCCAGCUUUGUCACCUAUGUCGUAAGGGAACAUCAAACCAAAGCCAAACAAUUGCAACACAUUUCAGGCAUCGGUGUGACAUGCUACUGGGUAACAAACUUCAUUUAUGACAUGGUCUUCUACUUAGUGCCUGUAGCAUUUUCGAUCGGUGUCAUCGCAAUCUUCAAGUUACCUGCCUUCUAUAGUGAAAGCAACCUCGGCGCUGUAUCUCUCCUGCUUCUCCUGUUUGGUUAUGCAACAUUUUCUUGGAUGUACUUGCUGGCUGGGCUCUUCCAUGAAACAGGGAUGGCCUUCAUCACUUAUGUCUGUGUCAACUUGUUCUUUGGCAUCAAUUCCAUUGUUUCCCUGUCAGUGGUGUACUUUCUUUCCAAGGAAAAGCCUAAUGAUCCGACUUUAGAACUUAUCUCUGAAACCCUCAAGCGCAUUUUCCUGAUUUUCCCACAAUUCUGUUUUGGCUACGGUUUGAUCGAACUUUCCCAGCAGCAGUCAGUCCUGGACUUCCUGAAAGCAUACGGAGUGGAGUACCCGAGUGAAACCUUUGAGAUGAAUAAGCUGGGCGCAAUGUUCGUGGCCUUGGUCUCUCAGGGCACCAUGUUUUUUCUCUUGCGACUCUUGAUCAAUGAGUGGCUGAUAAAGAAACUCAGGCUCUUCUUCAGAAAAUUUAAUUCUUCACCUGUAAUGGAGACAAUAGAUGAAGACGAGGACGUGCGGGCUGAGAGGCUGAGAGUCGAGAGCGGGGCAGCUGAGUUCGACCUGGUCCAACUCCAUCGUCUCACGAAGACCUACCAGCUUAUCCACAAAAAGAUUAUAGCUGUGAACAACAUUAGCAUCGGGAUACCCGCUGGAGAAUGCUUUGGCCUUCUUGGGGUGAAUGGAGCAGGAAAGACCACCAUAUUCAAGAUGCUGACCGGAGACAUAAUUCCUUCCAGUGGAAACAUUCUGAUCAGAAAUAACACUGGAUCUCUGGGUCAUGUUGACUCUCACAGCUCAUUAGUUGGCUACUGCCCUCAGGAAGAUGCUUUAGAUGACCUGGUAACUGUGGAAGAACAUUUGUAUUUCUAUGCCCGAGUACAUGGAAUUCCAGAAAAAGAUAUUAAAGAAACUGUUCACAAACUCCUUAGGAGGCUCCACCUGAUGCCCUACAAGGACAGAGCUACCUCUCUGUGCAGUUACGGCACAAAGAGGAAACUAUCCACGGCGCUGGCCUUGAUAGGGAAACCUUCCAUUCUGCUGCUGGAUGAGCCAAGCUCUGGGAUGGAUCCUAAAUCAAAACGGCACCUCUGGAAGAUCAUUUCAGAGGAAGUACAGAACAGAUGCUCUGUCAUCCUCACAUCUCACAGCAUGGAGGAAUGUGAAGCUCUCUGCACCAGGCUGGCCAUUAUGGUGAACGGAAGGUUCCAGUGUAUCGGCUCUUUGCAGCACAUAAAGAGCAGGUUUGGACGGGGAUUUACUGUCAAGGUUCACUUUAAAAAUAACAAUGUGAGCAGAGAGACCCUCACCAAGUUCAUGCAGCUGCACUUUCCGAAAACAUACUUAAAAGAUCAGCACCUUAGCAUGCUGGAGUAUCAUGUACCUGUCACAGCGGGAGGAGUAGCAAACAUUUUUGAUUUGCUGGAAACCAACAAGACUGCUUUAAAUAUUACAAAUUUCCUAGUGAGUCAGACCACUCUGGAAGAGGUUUUUAUCAACUUUGCCAAAGACCAAAAGUCCUACGAGACUGUCGACACCAGUAGCCAGGGAUCCACUAUCAGCACUGACUCACAGGAUGACCACAUGGAGUCGUAACACUUCCAGCAAACUCCAUCUGAGCCCAAGGCCAAUGACUUCAUUUUGAGAAAAAGCUCUAGAAGUUACCACUUCCUCAGAAUGUCUUCACUUUAAAGUAUUAUUCUGUAUGGAGAGCUACCAUAGUGUAAGACUAGCAAGUAAUUAUAACUAGAAAGGUUCUUCCUUCUAAGGUCAGUAGAUGUUUUUGCUGCUGAAAUGAAUCCCUGUACACUCAUUACUCUGAGUGUGCCAACAUAUUUGGUGGAGAUUCUUAGGCAAAGGUGAAACCACAUCAAAAUAAGUGUCUUAAUUUAUUACUUUCAAUAAAAAGAAAGCUUAAAAGGCAUGGAGAUGAGUAGUUGGAAAGUUACGAGUGGAGAGAAAAAGGAAGAUGCUUUGUGGUAGGUAGGGUUGGGUAAACAAAUGAAAUAAUUUAUUUCCAGAAAAAUAACAGAAUGGGAAUCCCCCUGAGUACAUGACUCUGCUGUGACAUGUAAUGUGCUCCAGGCCAGUUAACAUUCGCAGAGCACUGGGUACAAUGGCUGCAUCAUAUGUUGCAUGUCAUUUUCAGUACCUGGGAAUACAUGGGGACCUAUGCAAAAAGUGCCUUUCCACAAGUAUGUGAUGGAGACGGCAGUUUACCCCGGUGGUAAACAGAAUUUAGAUUCAUUUCUGCCACGCCUUGCUGAUCGAUAGGAAGGUGUAAGGUGGAGCAAGAAGCUACUUAUACUUUGCGGGGCAGAGUGGAGGGCAGAAAUGGGGUGUCAUCUGGGCAUACACGAAUCCUGAAAAGAGAAUUCACAUGCUGCUGGCAGGCAACACUUUUUUAAACAGAAACCCUCAUAUUCUGGGUUUCUUCUCAGGAAACUGUCCUGUAAAGGAAGAAUGAAUAUGAAAAGAAUUUUCAGCUAAUUACCUGGCUGACCCAGAAUUGUGUGAAUGGCUGUAGGGUAGACUUAACAAUGCCAGUGACACGGCCCUCCGUGCUCUACAUCCCAUUUGUGUGCGUGUCUGUGUGUGUGUCUAUACAAGUUUGCCAGCUUUGGCAUGAGUGUUUCCGUUUCAAAAAUCAAUAAACUCAAAGUUUAAAAAAA